UAAUUACUAGCCAGACACCAGAAAGUAUAAAAGAGCUAUAUGGGCGAGAUUAAGUAACUUAGGGCUGCACUAAGUUGAUCGUGUGCAAACUAGAAGGAUUUUCUUUUUUCCGACUCCGACGAGGUGUAAAGUGUACCUUAACUUCCGACAAAUUUCUCGGAAAAAAACAGAUCACAAACUUUUGCGCACUAUCAAUAAAUAUGGUGAAACUGAGCGGUCAGGUUCAUAUUCAUGUGACACACGCAAGCCGUGACCUUGGUUAUUGCGCUUACUUUGGCUAAACUAAACCUGCUUACCCCUCAAAAACUGAAUUGAAAACCACCAUAUAUAGUGAGGUGUUAUUAAAAGAUUUAAAAAAAUGUUUUGGUUUAAGAAGUACAAGUUGCUACUUUGGAAGAAUUUUACUUUGCAAAGGCGAAGACCCAUAUCAAGUAUAUUCGAAAUUAUGAUGCCUAUACUCUUUGUUUUCAUUCUUCUUAUUCUUCGAAUCACAGAUAUAAAGUCACAAAAGAAACCUGUAAUCAAUUGGAAGGGAUUACCACUAGACAAUACUCCACCCUUCACAAACUCGCCAAAGAGAAAAUGGAAGAUUGCAUAUACAAAAAACUCUUCCUACUUUGAGCUUAUGAGUUAUGUUCCAGAUUUUUUGCAUGUGGACAUUCAAUCCUUUGAAAAUGAAUCGAUUCUUGUAGAUACACUGGUGACAGAUGAGGAGAAUUCGAAUCAGUCAUAUUUGUGUGGGGUUUUGUUUGAUUCAGAUAUCAAAGAUUCUGAAAUCACAUACCGCCUAAGAUUUCCAUCCACACCUAGGACCCUCAAUGGGAAGGAAAGUCAUAGUUCCUUUAGCUUUAUACCAAAAAAAUGGUACACACAGUUUGUUUUCCCCCUUACCUUCGAAGGAAUGGGGCCGAGAAAUAGAUAUUCAGAUUCAGGUGGACCUCCUCCAUACUAUAACAAUAGUUUUUUGUCAAUACAAAGAGCAGUGGAUUUUGCUAUAGUACGUCACCAUAACAAAUCUUUUAAGGCCUCUGAUAUUGGGAUCACAAUGAGACGAUUCCCGUAUCCAUCCAGAAUUAAAGAUCCAUUUAUUGUAGUUAUACAAAAUAGUUUACCGUGGCUUAUUAUGUUAUCUCUGGUUUAUACAUCGUUGGUCAUAGUGAGAGAUAUUGUUUAUGAAAAGCAGAAGAAACUAAAGGAAUCGAUGAAAAUGAUGGGCCUAAGUGGUUGGCUUCAUUGGGCAGCAUGUUUUACGAAAUGCUUUGUAUUUUUGUUAAUCCCAAUGUCUGUUAUCACGAUAAUGAUGUGUGUAAAGUUUGGUGGUUAUGGUAAAAUGUUGUUACAAUCUGAUGGCUUGCUUAUAUUCGUGUUUUUUCUGAUGUAUUCAAUCACAAGUAUAAUGUUCUGCUUCUUUGUUUCAACGCUGUUCUAUAAAGCAAAUUUAGCUGCUGCAGGUGGUGGAAUAUUAUGGUUUUUAUUGUACACUCCAUAUUUUUUCUUGACAAAUUACUAUGACCGAAUGUCAACUAUGUCGAAGACUCUAGCAUGUCUUGAUUUUCAAAUAGCGAUGUCUUUUGGUUCUAAUCUGAUUGGAAGAUUUGAGGGGGAAGGAAGUGGAGUGCAGUGGUCGAACAUAAACAAGGGCGUAACAGUGGAUCAAAGUUUCACAUUUGGUCAUGUUUUAUUUAUGUUUUUUAUUGACUCUCUAAUUUAUGGCUUGUUGGCAUGGUAUAUUGAAGGGAUAUUUCCUGGAGAAUAUGGCAUCCCCAAGAAGUGGUAUUUUCCAUUUUCAAGGAAGUAUUGGUGUAACAUUCAAGAAACAGAUGAAGAGGUUAUCCCAUUAGUAAAUAAUGAUUUUGGAGAUGACAACGAAAGAGAAAUUCACUAUAUUGAUUCAACUUUGAUUGAAAAAGAGCCGGAAGGACUGAAGGCUGGAAUUCGAAUAAAUAACUUGUCAAAGAGAUUUAAAGUUAACUCAGAGACCAAAGUUGCUGUAGAUAGUCUCAAUUUAAAUUUGUAUGAAGGAGAAAUCACAGCACUUCUUGGUCAUAAUGGAGCAGGAAAAACAACAACAAUAUCCAUGUUGACUGGUUUAAUUCCACCAACAUCAGGAAAUGCAAUAAUAAAUGGAUAUGAUGUUUUAAAUAAUAUGGCUGGAAUUCGACAAAGUUUAGGAAUAUGUCCACAGCACAAUGUCUUAUUUGAUAAUUUGACAGUAGAGGAGCACCUGAUAUUUUUUACCAGCUUAAAAGGAAUUGAUGAUAGGAGAAAGAUACACGAAGAAGUUGACCGAAUGAUUGACUCUAUUGGCCUCCUUGAUAAAAGACACGUUCGCAGCAAAAUGCUGUCUGGAGGUAUGAAAAGAAAGUUAUCGGUUGGAAUUGCUUUGGUGGGUAACUCAAAGGUUGUUAUGCUUGACGAGCCUACAAGUGGUAUGGAUGUUUCUGCUAGGAGAUUUACUUGGGACUUACUGCAACGAGAAAGGCAUGGACGAACAAUACUGUUGACAACGCAUUUCAUGGAUGAAGCUGAUGUGUUGGGGGACAGAAUUGCUAUUAUGGCAAAUGGUAAAAUAAAGUGUUGCGGUUCGUCGCUAUUUUUGAAAAACAAAUAUGGCUGUGGAUACCAUAUGGUGAUGGUAAAAAAACAGAAUUGCGAUGUGAAUGUUAUCACAGAUCUCGUCAAAUAUUAUGUCCCAUCUGCGAUAGUUGAGAGCAAUGUAGGUUUGGAGUUAUCUAUUAUAUUACCAAGUGACUUUUCACACCAAUUUGAAAAACUUUUUACUGAAAUUGAAAGCAGGCAAGAGGAACUUGGCAUAUCCGGUUACGGUGCAUCUGUCACAACAUUGGAAGAAGUGUUCAUUAAAGUAGGAGAGGAAUCUGAACAUGAAGAGAACACGCAUAAGGAGUUGUUUCGACAACUGAGUGGACAAAAGGAGACAUCAAGAUUUGUUCCUGGUGAGCAUGCUGAAUCUCCAUUGCCUAAACCGUCAUCUCGGACUUUUGAUAAUGACGAUGAAUUGGUAAUCGAUACGUACAUGAAGAAUGCUGGGUACCGCUUGAAAUUUCAACGCUGGUAUGCAAUGUUUGUCAAAAAGAUGUUGCACUCAAAACGACACAAAGCUUCAAUCAUAUCACAACUAAUGAUGCCAUGUUUGUUUGUUCUUAUCGCACUUAUUGUUGUUAAGACGAUGCCAAAAGAAUCGGAGUCUCCAGCUUUGACACUUGAUGUUAAUAUGUUUGGUGAAAACUACGUUGCAUAUAAUGGGAAAGGGAGUUCAAUCUUAUUGAAAAAUUUGAUGGUGGCAAUACCAGAUGUUUUAAAAAGUACUGACUCACAUUCUGUCCAUGUGGAUGACACGAAGCAUUUGCAAGAUUAUUUACUAGAACAGGCAAGCAAAGAUUUGGCAGUGUUUAAUCUAAACCAUCCUAUAGCGAUACAGCUAAAUAGCAAUGAUAAGAGGAAUGGUAAGGAAAACGUAUCUAUAACAGCUUGGUUUAACAACGAAGCUUACCAUACACCUGCUGUUGCUGUCAAUACCAUAACAAAUGCUAUCCUGCACGCUUACACGAACAAUUCAGCACUCAAAAUUGUGGCUGUUAACGAUCCAUUACCGACCACAACGAAAGAAGGGUUGAACGAUUUAAGCAUAAAUCCAAAUGGCUUUCAGAUUGGUUUCAGUUUGUGUUUUGGCAUGUCCUUCCUAGCUUCAAGUUUCGUUUUGUUUUUGGUUCAAGAGCGAUCCACGAAAGCCAAACACGUUCAGUUUGUUAGUGGUGUUGAUCCUAUUAGUUAUUGGACGUCUACAUUCACAUGGGAUCUGAUUAACUUUGUUUUCCCCACAGUUCUUGUUAUGGUUUUGUACUUAGUGUUUCAAGAAGACGCAUAUUCAGGAACACGCCUUGGAUAUGUCUUCAUACUUAUGAUGUUAUAUGGGUGGGCAAUCAUACCAUUCAUGUACAUGUUUUCAUUUGCGUUCGAAGUGCCCUCGACUGCGUUCACUCGGAUGACCAUCUUGAAUGUUAUCACCGGGUUAGCAACCAUGCUAGUCGUUUUUAUACUUAGUAUUCCGUCGCUGAAUUUACUUGAUGUUGCAAAAGGAUUAAAGUGGGCUUUCUUGGUUCUACCGAAUUAUAAUUUGGGUCAAGGAAUGAUUGAUCUGUUCAACAACUACCAAUCAAUUGGGAUUUUUAAUAAAGCUGUUGCAAGUUGUGAAAAAUCGUUUCAUUUCGACAAAGCCACGUGUAAGAACAUAACCCUAAGUCUUGUGGGUGAUCAGUUAGAGUUUGAAACAAACUACCUGGCAUGGGCAAACCCUGGUAUCGGGCGCUACUUGGUGUUUCUUGCCCUGGAAGGUUUCGUAUUCUUUUUUAUCGUGUUGGUCAUUGAAUACGAAAUCGUUCCACGGUUUUUUCGAAAAAUUCUGUCCAGCAAGUCACGCGUCGUUUAUGUUCACAAAGAUGGAGAAGACCCUCCGCUGGAUUCUGAUGUACAAGUUGAGCAAACUAGGAUACAGAAUCAAAAUCGUGGCAAUGACGUGCUAAUGUUGAAAGACUUAACGAAGGUUUAUCGUUCCUUAUUUGGUGGAAACUUUUUAGCAGUUGACCGUAUUUCACUUGGUGUUGCGCACGGGGAAUGUUUCGGCCUGCUCGGUCAAAAUGGCGCCGGUAAAACAACAACGUUUAAAAUGCUGACCGGGGAUGAGAGCAUCACAGCAGGGUCAGCGUAUAUCGAUUCCUUCGAUGUGUCUAUAGAUACUGGAAAGAUUCGCCAAAGAAUGGGUUACUGUCCACAGUUUGACGCCCUUGUUGACUUACUAACGGGACGUGAAUUACUGACAAUGUACUCCAGAUUGCGUGGUAUUCCUGAGAAAAGUAUCCCAAGGAUUGUUGAAAAUCUUGCGAAAGCCCUCACCGUGGAUAAAUACAUUGACAAGGUUACCAAGACUUACAGUGGAGGCAACAAACGAAAAUUGAGCACAGCCAUCGCUUUAAUUGGAGAUCCUUCUUUAAUCUUUUUGGACGAACCUUCAGCUGGAAUGGACCCUGUUGCGAGAAGAAUGUUGUGGGAUGCUUUGUCAAGAGUUAUAGCGAGUGGAAAAUCCAUUGUUAUAACCUCGCACAGUAUGGAGGAAUGCGAGGCUUUGUGUACCAGGAUUGCAAUCAUGGUGAACGGUCAAUUUAAAUGUCUUGGAAGUCCACAGCAUUUGAGGACCAAGUUCGGUGAAGGCUAUACAUUGAUAUGCAGAGUCGCUGGCUUGCAGCCGGAUACACAACCUUUAAAAGACUACAUAGCAACCACAUUUCCUGGUUCGACCUUAAAAGAUGAGCACCAAGGUUAUUUACAUUAUCAAUUGAUCGCAGAAAACAAGACAUGGGCGAAUUUGUUUGGUAUAAUGGAGCAAGCGAAAAAGGAGUUCAACAUUGAGGAUUACUCUGUUAGCCAGACAACUUUAGAGCAAGUCUUCAUGAAUUUUACGAGAGCGCAAAGAGUUGUCGAAGAAUAGUUUUAAAGAGGUUCAAAUUGUUUUGAGGGUGUUUUACGAAUAAAUGACCGGCACCGAACAAACACACCAUGUGUGAUUUCUUUAUUUUUUUUUUUUUUAUCGGCAUUGUCACCACCAGUUUGUGUAAGAAUCCUUAGUCAACAUCAGAUUUUUUUUAUUUUAUUUUUGUUUUAUCGGUAUUGCCACCACCAGUUUGUGUAACAAUCCUUAGAUAGUCAACAUCAGAUUUUUUUAUUUUUUUGUUUUAUCGGCAUUGCCACCACCAUCACCAUCAUUACCACAACCUCUAGCACCACAAUCACCACCACCACAAUCACCACAUCACAAUCAUCACCGCAUCACAACCAUCAUUGUAUUACAACCAUCACUGUAUUACAACCAUCACAACCACCAUCACUACUACCACCACCACAUCACCCCCACUACAAUCACCACCACCACAACUUCCAUCUCCCUCUCCAACGCUACCACCAUCACAACCACCACUACCACUACCAUCACCACAUCGUAAUCGCCAUCGCCAUCACAUCAUCAUUUUUUUAAAAAGUGUUUUCUGUUUUUACGUGUUCUGUACUUCCUCACUAGGUUGUUUUGUAAAGCUAAAUUUCCACUCAAUGACAGAACAGGUCUGGAAUCAAAAUACAGAAUACAAAAGAAUAAUAAGCAGAAUAGCCAAUAAAAAGGAAGUAUUAUUCAUGUCCCGGUUUGUUUUAUUUUUUGAGUGGAAAUCAUGCUGAAGUAGAUGUAGUUUUUCUAAAAACAAUUUUUAGCACAAAAUUUAUUUUUACGCCAGUUAAUAUUCACAUUUUGUAUAAUUAUAUUAAAUAUUGAUAAUAUAUAAAUUAGUUCCUAUUUUUAUA
This is a messenger RNA of Hydractinia symbiolongicarpus, 6363 nucleotides long. RefSeq names its product phospholipid-transporting ATPase ABCA3-like. The transcript is spliced from 19 exons. Gene Ontology annotation, cellular component: membrane; intracellular membrane-bounded organelle. Gene Ontology annotation, molecular function: ATP binding; ATP hydrolysis activity; ABC-type transporter activity. Lineage: Eukaryota; Metazoa; Cnidaria; Hydrozoa; Anthoathecata; Hydractiniidae. The record is from RefSeq and is a predicted model, not a curated record. The coding region runs from base 359 to 5503 and encodes 1714 amino acids. Gene Ontology annotation, biological process: lipid transport; transmembrane transport.